AUGGUCACCACUAUCUCUGAAAACUUCUACAGAGCUUACCUCCCUCACUUGCCACUCCACCAAAUUAGCUCAUUACUAGAGGUGCAUGGAGCUGGGGGAGCCAAGCUACCCUAUUUGGGGUAUGUUGAGGCUACGAUUGCUAUACCCCCUGACUUCAUGGGUCAAGUAGUGGAGGUACCCGCACUCAUUCUUGUGGUGCCCACUACCGACUUCACCUCUAAGGUACCUCUUAUCCUGGGGACCAAUGUCCUGCGUGCUGCUUGUGAAAGCAACCCUGGUGACAGGGUAUCUGGGAGUUCUUCUCCUUGGACCAUGGCUUUUCAGUGGCUCAGUAGGCGUUGGAAUGACCUGAACCAAACUGAGAAUGUGCGGACAACUAAAUCUAUAACCAUACCCCCGUCUUGCAACCAGAUUAUAACAGGUAUUUGCAGGGGUAGUGCUCCACAGAUUGGUAUGGAGUUUUGUGCCACACAGUCCGUUCUUCCUGGUUCACUUACCCUCGUUACUGGUGUUGUUGGGUUUCAGUCUACCCACUCAACAACACGGGUCAAGGUUGAGGUCGCUAACCCGUCCACCAAGGCUGUUACAAUUCCAGCCAAAACAGUACUUUGUCAUUUGGAACAAGUUGCUGUGUUGGACGGCUUAUCCCCUGAGGAUGGCGUCAGUAAUACUGGCUCUGUACCUACCAAACUACCAAAAGAGUUAUUUGAACUGGACUCUCUGGGUGAUAAUCACACUCCAGAUGAAAGAACUCAAUUGCGCUCUCUACUGAAUGAGUUUGACGAUGUGUUUAGCAAGUCUGAUAUGGACAUGGGACAUACUGACUUGGUCACCCAUCGAAUAGAACUCACAGAUGAGACUCCAUUUAAGGAAAGACAUAGACGUAUUCCGCCCUCUAUGUAUCAAGAGGUCAAGGACCAUAUAAAGCAGAUGUUAGAUGCUAAAGUUAUCCGUCCAUCUGCUAGUCCAUAUGCCUCGCCUGUUGUCCUGGUUCGCAAACAUGACUUGAGUCUGCGCUUCUGUAUUGACUAUAGAAAAUUGAACAGUCGCACAAUUCGAGAUUCAUAUGCUCUACCAAGGAUAGAGGAAACUCUUGAUACAAUAACCGGGAAAAUACUUCUCUUGUCUUGA
Molecule: messenger RNA, 1131 nt
Organism: Haliotis rufescens (red abalone)
Lineage: Eukaryota; Metazoa; Mollusca; Gastropoda; Lepetellida; Haliotidae
Exons: 1
Coding region: 1-1131 (376 amino acids)
Source: RefSeq, a predicted model, not a curated record